Molecule: messenger RNA, 549 nt
Organism: Penicillium angulare
Lineage: Eukaryota; Fungi; Ascomycota; Eurotiomycetes; Eurotiales; Aspergillaceae
Product: peroxiredoxin family protein
Exons: 5
Coding region: 1-549 (182 amino acids)
Biological process (GO): cellular response to oxidative stress; hydrogen peroxide catabolic process; cell redox homeostasis
Cellular component (GO): cytosol; mitochondrion; cytoplasm
Molecular function (GO): thioredoxin peroxidase activity
Source: RefSeq, a predicted model, not a curated record
AUGUUUGCCGCUCGUCGUCUCGCCAACAGCGUUCCCCGCGUUCGCACCCAGACCGCAUUCUUCCACAAGACCGCGCCCGCAUUCGUACAGAAGGGCGAUGCCAUCCCCGACCUGAACGUUCUGGUCGAGAACUCCCCCGGCAACAAGGUUAACCUGGCCAAGGAGCUCAAGGGCAAGGGUGUUAUCGUCGGUGUUCCUGCUGCAUUCAGCCCUGCUUGCUCUAGCACCCACGUCCCCGGCUUUAUCAACCACCCCAAGCUUAAGGAGGCUGGUCAAGUCUUCGUCGUCGCCGUCAAUGACUCCUUCGUGACUAAGGCUUGGGCCGAUUCCCUUGACCCCAACGGCAAGAGCGGUAUCCGCUUCCUGGGUGACCCUACCGCUCAGUUCACUGAGGCUCUUGACCUUACCUUCGACAGCACUGCUAUCUUCGGUAACCACCGUAGCAAGCGUUACGCUCUGCUGGUGGAGGAUGGUAAAGUUAAGGAAGCUUUCGUGGAACCCGACAAUGCCGGACUUAAUGUCUCUGCUGCUGAGAAGGUCCUCAGUUGA